AUGAUUCUGGUACUCGACGGCAGAUCUCCAUUCCAAACCUGGCAGCCCCCUUUGGCCACCGAGGUCAAAAUCAGGCGCAACGGAACGUACGCCGGAGUCUUCGCCAGAAACUACCACAUUCCCGCAUCGCUUAAUCUGAGUGAGGGUGUGCUACUUCAAGCAAAGGAGGCUUUUUCUUUCUUUCUCCAUGAGCACACGCAGGUCACUGGUCUCAAGGGCUCGGGAACUCUUGCAGGAAAGGCGGCGGCAAAGCAGCAAGCGGGCACGCCCGACGUCUCUGAUACGGAGCAGGAUCGGGAUUAG
Molecule: messenger RNA, 303 nt
Organism: Neoarthrinium moseri
Lineage: Eukaryota; Fungi; Ascomycota; Sordariomycetes; Amphisphaeriales; Apiosporaceae
Exons: 2
Coding region: 1-303 (100 amino acids)
Source: RefSeq, a predicted model, not a curated record